AUGCUCUCUUCGAAUUCUUCAGAUUCGCAACCAGUGGAAUAUUCGGGCCCACUUGGCUCUAAUUCCAGCUCGAUGUCCACACCUUGGUCAUCAAAAGCCACACCAGCAAUGACAUCACCAGUGCGUCGGACGGUAUCACUACGAGGAACGGCAAUAAGACGACCUAGAGCUACUUCAUAUUCUAUUGAUUCACCGGCGAGUAACUCGUUGACCUCUUUUGUUAGUGCGUCAUCACGGAAUUCAGCUGAUUACGAUGUCACUAGCGUGGAUGACUUAAUAAGUGAGCCGGGUCCAGAUUACAUUAAAUCAAAUCUUAAGUCUUACAACAAGAAGCUUAUCACUUAUAUGAUGCAACAAGGACUAAACUUGAAUCCACUUAAACUUAAGCAAAGAAAGAUUUCCAAGGGAAAGGGACUUUUAGGUAUGGUUUUGCGUGGUGAAUCGCGCAACCCAAACAUUGAAACGUUUGUCACUAGCAAUGGACAAAUCCUCUUCAUUCCAUUUAAUCCGUUCAAAAAACGCCGUCGCCGUCAUCAUCAUAAUCAUCAACAUGGAGAGGGAGGAAAUAGUGAGGACGAUGAUGAUUAUGAAGGCCAUGAAGAGGAGGAGGAUGGUAUUACAGACGACGACAGCUCGUCGGAUGAAGAAGCACGUGGCAAUAAUGAAAUUGAUGAGGCACCUUUGAAUGCAUACAACCCGAUUUCAAAAACAAUUACAACUGCAACAACAGCCACAGAAUUGGCUCGUGGUCAUCACAGGCAUACAGUGACAAGUCAUACUUUUUGCAUAAUUAUCAAGUUAGCCAAGGAAGAAACACUAAAUACUGUUGUCCGAGCAAGUUACCAUGCCGAUGCUCGCACUAAAUGGUCUCAAGGUAUCCCUGCUGACGGUAAGCAUGUGAAAUAUAAGGAGCACUACAGGGUUUCGAAUUUUUUGGAUUGGGAUCUCAAUAUGGAUAACCCGGACUGUUUUAUCCCGUUUAAGGACUACGAUGACGAUAGUCUGUCGAUGGACUUAAAUGCGGAUUCCGAAUCCAGCAUAGCAUCUACAAUGAAGGAUGUUGUUUUUGCCGAAGGUCCAACUCAAGAUGUACGAGUUUUUGAGUUGUUAGCUCCAAAUGAGCUUCCUGAUGAGGAUCUCAGCGGCUCUAAAGAUGCAGAUACUACCAGAAAUCUUUUUGAGGACAUGAACUACGGUAACUCAAAGACUUUCCAACCUGGUUAUUAUGUAUUUUUGUUGCCAGUCGUAUAUCCAAUAAAUACGCCGGAGACAGUUUUAACACCAAUCGGGUCUGUCGUCCAUAAGUUUAAUGUUCAAAUUGACAAGGAGCCAUACCAGCCAUCUAUACAGGCACCACAGAUGAGCAUGUCUACACCUCUACACCAUUCCAAGUUUGACGAUGCAUUAUAUUCAGUUGAUCAGGCUACUAGGGUACGUUCGCAUACUUCAACAGAGCACGAGCAACCUUCUUCACCUAAGCGGCCUCACUCAUUGAUUAAAUCUUCUUUUUUGAAGAAAUUUUCAAUUCAUAGGCAGGCAAGUAUAAAAUCGUCGAGCUCCAAAUUAUUAAAUGGCCUUAAGCCACAUUCGACUGAACCAACACGCUCAUUUUUUGACUUCGGUUACAAUCUUCCUGUUGUCAGACUUCCACCUUCUGACGCCACUUCGACACUCAAUAAAUCUAUAUACGUGAACAAAAUAUGGAAUGAUGCACUUAAUUAUGAACUGCUUCUUCCGAGGAAAUACAUUACACUUUCACCCGUGUAUGAUGUUAAUGACCAGUUUCUCAAACCUCAUAUGUUUAUGUUGCAAAUGAAGUUGAUACCUCUGGUCAAGGGACUUUGCUUAAAAAGGAUAAAAUUCAACGUUGUGGAAAAGGCUACAUACAUUUCCAAGGAUAGAAAGUAUGAAGAAGAUGUUGGUGAUGUUGAUCGGACUGGUGUGAAGGAGCGUGUUGUGACGUUACUUGAGAUAAAAGCCAAGGAUCGGCCUUCACGUGGUGAAUAUCCCCCACUUUGUUCCCAGGUUGUCACUGGCUGCCAGAAUGAUAAUCUCUUGACUUGCUGCUAUAAGACAUCAACAUUUGGAAACGAUAAAAAAUCGAACUCCAAAAUUUCACAUCGGGAUAAAGAUGAUAUUAUCAUUACUAAUCCGGUUAAGAUUCAGUGUCCACUCACAUUCACCGCCAAUGAUGAGUCGAAAUUUAUUAGAACUGUUCAUAAGAAUUUGUGCAAAGGAACAACAGAUAUAAACGAUUUGAGAGAUUCUUCUUCAGAGGAUCUCGAUGAUACGAAUGAUGUUUUGUCCAUAUUCUCUGUUAAUUCUCAAUCAAACUCUGGUGCACCGGACUCCAGUAUUGACAAUUGUAUUGAGUCAUCUUUUAAUGCAAACGGAUCAUCCGUUUUAAAAAAAGUGAAAUCGCAGAGCGCUGUCGAGGGUAAUGAGGAUGGAAAUUAUUGGGUAUCAAAAUCUCCAACGUUGUCUUCAGUCCUUUCUCCAAAAUCAAGGAAAACAUUUUAUGGACUUUCUCCACCGUCUGAUGCUCUGUCAACGUUAACAGAUGAUGAGAAAAGAAGAAUAUAUACAUUCUUUCCUGAUGUUACCUUCCACAAUGUUAAAAUUCGUCAUAGGCUUCAAGUGUGCUUCAGGAUAAGCAAACCAGAUCCGAGUGUACUUGUCGAAGGUGUACCAAAAAUGCAUCACUAUGAAGUUAUUGUGGACACGCCGAUUGUAUUUGUGUCUCCGUUCUGCGCUUCUGAUACAGUUGAAUUACCAUCAUACGAUUAUGCAGUGAAAUCUCAGAACUUUGAUCCCCCUAGCUCCCAGCAAUUCGACUUUUCACAACUGGAUAGAAGUGAUUCGAGUAUGGAACCACGCCUCCCUACAUUUGAGGAAGCUGUUCUUCAACCGGGAUCUCCAAUGAUGACUGGUCUGUCUGGUGAGCCAAAUGCGUAUCCAGGAUCGGUUGAUCUCACAACUGUGGUGUCACCAUCACCUAUGUCAACUAUGUCAGCGUCACCCCUAUCUUCACGUAUGGAUCAUGGAUUUAAUAAUCUAGAUUCUGUAGUGGACAUGGGUUCCAAAAAUACUGUUCCAAAUAAGUUUUUUGCCAAGCAAACCAUUCGGAAGACUUCCGUCGGUACUAGCAGUAAACUUUCUGCUGCCGCUCAUCGUGACGGUCGGCAAAAUGAACAGAAAUAUGGAUCCAUUGACUCGGCAUUGGGUGUGGGCGGAAAUCACAAUCCUAGCAGGUCAUCACUUGUUUUUGAUACUAAAGAUUUGCCAUCGUAUCAAUCUGUAAUUGAAGAGGAGAUGUCUGAUGGUUUGGAGCAGAAAAUGAAGCUUUUAAACGUUUCCACUGAUGGUAGAAGCAAAACUCAGAAUUCUUUAUCCGAUGCUGAUAUAACUGCAACUGAUAUGGAGAACUAUACUGAAUCAAAGGUGCCUGUUGGUGAUAACAAAAUAAAUGAUAGUAACGACGAUGAUACAGGAUCGUGGAGUACAUUGAAUUCUCUGGAAAGGGCGCACGCUAGGCAUGUGGUAUAG
Brettanomyces bruxellensis is the source of this 3546-nucleotide messenger RNA. RefSeq lists its product as uncharacterized. The record is from RefSeq and is a predicted model, not a curated record. NCBI's taxonomy places the organism in Eukaryota, Fungi, Ascomycota, Pichiomycetes, Pichiales, Pichiaceae. The transcript has a single exon. Bases 1 to 3546 code for a protein of 1181 amino acids.